Magallana angulata is the source of this 1013-nucleotide messenger RNA. RefSeq names its product probable U2 small nuclear ribonucleoprotein A'. The record is from RefSeq and is a predicted model, not a curated record. Gene Ontology annotation, molecular function: protein binding. Bases 130 to 651 code for a protein of 173 amino acids. The transcript is spliced from 7 exons. Lineage: Eukaryota; Metazoa; Mollusca; Bivalvia; Ostreida; Ostreidae.
AGUCAUGUGAUGUUCAAAAUGGCUUACAACUGAAAACGUGAGUUAUUAACAAACUGAAACUGCUCGUGAAAUAAUUGAGAGAAACUCAUGUGUAGAUGAGGCUGACAUUAUGCAAUAGCAACUGGUGACAUGAAAAUGCGAAAAAGUCUUGCGUUUCAGGAUUUGGACAGUAUUCCCGAAGAGCUCGUUACGAGGGAGGGUGAAUCUUUACAAGAAAUAGAUCUGACUCAUAACAAGAUUUCAGACUUGCGAUUCCUAUUAGACUUUCCUCAGCUAACCUGCCUAGUGCUAGAUCACAACAGCAUUGAAUCCCAUGUGAAGAUAGCAGCUGCUCCAAAUCUGCAGACUUUGUGGGUGAACCACAACAAAAUAAAAAAUCUGGGUCUGUUUAUCUCCACCCUAUGUAAGUCCUGUCCAAACCUCAAAUAUCUGUCCAUGAUGAACAAUGAGGCAGCUCCCAGCUACUUCAACGGAGGAACGUAUCAGCAGUAUGCAGACUAUAGACAUUUUGUUAUUGCCCAUUUUCCAAAGCUGGAGAUGUUGGAUGACAAGAAGAUAGAGGACAGCGAGAGAUCUGAGGCCAAGAGAAUCUAUGGACGCAAGACCUCCACUUCAAGGCAGAAAUCAUCAAGAAAAAAAUCAGAGACAUAAUUCUUGAUAUUUUGUGAUUGUUAAUUUUUGGAGUUGUCAUCAUGAACAAUGCAAAAGCUUGCCAAACAAGCAAUGGAUUUUGCCAGAGUACAUUACUUCAAGCAGGGGAAUGGAAAGAUGUGGGUUUUUUCCCCUUUAAAAUUUCAUUUUUACAACUUUAGCAGAUUGUGCUACAUGUAUAAGCAUGCUGUAGAUAUUGGCAAAAGCAAAGCUUCUUGUCAAGUUGAUGUAGUACGUACAUAUUUACACAAAGAGUGUAUGCUUUAAUAGUACUACAUGUAUUUAUUAGAUAUAGAUUAUAGUUGUUGUCUUAUUGUUCAUGUUAUUAAACAAGUUGGAAAGAAAAUAAACAUUGAAAUUCG